AUGAAUGCUCAGCUGACGAUGGAGAAUAUUGGCGAUCUGCACGGGGUGAGCCAUGAGCAGGUGCCAACUACGGCUGAUCUGAUGAGCAGCAGUAGCCCUCAUCACAGAAGCUCGGUGGCCCAUCGCAGCAACCACUUGUCAGUCCACGCUCGCUCCAUGGGCAUGGCAUCCAUCCUGGACGGCAGCGACUACCAUCACCAUCGGCCCCCCGAGCAUGCUUUAACAGGGCACCUGCACCCCACUAUGACCAUGGCUUGCGAGGCACCCCCCGGUAUGAGCAUGAGCAGCACCUAUACCACUUUAACCCCUCUGCAGUCGCUACCUCCCAUCUCGACGGUCUCGGACAAGUUUCCCCAUCAUCAUCACCACCACCACCACCAUCAUCAUCACCCUCACCAGCGGAUUCCAGGCAACGUGAGCGGCAGCUUUACCCUGAUGAGGGAUGACAGGGCUCUGGCUUCUAUGAACAAUCUUUACACCCCAUACCACAAGGAUGUCACUGGCAUGGGGCAAAGCCUGUCUCCCUUGUCAGGGUCCGGGCUGGGAGGCAUCCACAACUCCCAGCAGGGUCUGCCACCUUAUGCCCACCCUGGCGCCACCAUGCCCACUGAGAAGAUGCUGACACCCAACGGAUUUGAAGCCCACCACCCUGCCAUGCUAUCAAGGCAUGGGGAACAGCACAUGAGCACUUCUUCAGCAGGUAUGGUGCAAAUCAACGGAAUCCAUCAUCACCACCACUUAAAUGCCCAAAGUCAUAGCCAGGUGUUAGGUUCCACCAGGGAACAUAAUCCAUCCUCUCUGCCUGGAUCGCAGGUCAACAAUGGGGGCAAUUCAGGGCAAAUGGAAGAAGUCAAUACCAAAGAAGUAGCCCAGAGAAUCACCACCGAGCUUAAAAGGUACAGCAUCCCCCAAGCCAUCUUUGCGCAGAGGGUACUGUGCCGAUCGCAAGGGACACUGUCUGACCUGCUAAGGAACCCCAAACCUUGGAGCAAGCUCAAGUCUGGCCGGGAGACUUUUCGGAGAAUGUGGAAAUGGCUUCAAGAGCCAGAAUUCCAAAGAAUGUCCGCUCUCAGGCUUGCAGCAUGCAAAAGAAAAGAACAAGAACAUGGGAAGGGGGACAGGGGAAGCGCGUCCAAAAAGCCUAGGUUGGUCUUCACAGAUGUCCAACGUCGAACUCUACAUGCAAUAUUCAAAGAAAACAAGCGCCCAUCCAAAGAAUUACAAAUAACCAUUUCCCAGCAGCUGGGUCUGGAGCUGACCACUGUCAGCAACUUCUUUAUGAAUGCACGCAGGAGGAGCCUGGAUAAGUGGCUGGACGAUGGCAGCUCCAACUCAGCCAACUCCUCUUCCUCAUCAAGCACUUGUACCAAAGCAUGAAGGAAUAACCGCGGACUGAACCUCGGUGGAAAAGCUUU
Messenger RNA from Polyodon spathula (Mississippi paddlefish), 1415 nucleotides. RefSeq names its product hepatocyte nuclear factor 6-like. Gene Ontology annotation, molecular function: DNA-binding transcription factor activity, RNA polymerase II-specific; RNA polymerase II cis-regulatory region sequence-specific DNA binding. The record is from RefSeq and is a predicted model, not a curated record. The transcript is spliced from 2 exons. The coding region runs from base 1 to 1377 and encodes 458 amino acids. Gene Ontology annotation, biological process: regulation of transcription by RNA polymerase II. Gene Ontology annotation, cellular component: nucleus. Lineage: Eukaryota; Metazoa; Chordata; Actinopteri; Acipenseriformes; Polyodontidae.